AUGUGUGAAGGAUCUAGUAGCUCGGAGAUGAAGGUAGUGUUCCCCAUGAAGCUAAUUAGCUGGUCUUUGGAAGAUCAAAAUGGUGAAGCUUUGACAACACCUAUUUUAUUACAAGACCGAAAUGGGCCUUGCCCUUUGAUAGCGUUAGUCAAUACACUUGUAUUGCAGUUUGACUUCAGAAAUGCACAUUUUGACGGAGGUAUUCUAAGUCAAUCAGAGAAACAAUACGAACAAAUUAAGAACUUAAAGUCGAAAUUGUUUACUCAUUAUCACAACUCGUCUUCGAUUGAUUUGGCUGAUAUUUUGGGUCUUGUCGCUGAUUUGUUUUUGGUGUACGCUGAGGAUGUUCCUAAUCUUCUGCACGAAAUGGUUGAUAACAUAUUGCAACAACUACCAAAAUUACACACGGGUCUCGACGUCGACCCGAACUUAACCAAUGGAGACUUCUCCCAGGAUUUGGCAACAACCUUAUUUACGAUUUUCGAUUUGCGAUUCAAACAUGGUUGGGUUAUCGAAGAUUGUGGGCGAAAAGGUUACACUGAUGAUGAAGAUGAUUCAACUAAUGAGCCGCUUUUGAUUUUGCACGACCUACAAACAUUUGACAAAGUGCAAGACUAUCUUCUUUUGCUGGAUACUAAUUCAUCAGUGGCAGAGAAUCAACGCUUAAUAAGAAUGUGGUUGGACGAGACAUGUUCUCAAUUGACAAUGAAAGGGCUCAAGCUAUUAGACCUGGACUUGUCAUCGCCACAAUUUGCAAUCUUUUUCCGAAACAAUCAUUUCAACACAUUGUUUAAGAAAUCGAGAAACGAGUUUUAUUUGCUUAUAACCGAUUCCUCAUUUCAAUCCAAAAGUGGGAAACUUGUUUGGCAAAGCUUGAAUUCUGUUUCUGGAGAAGGCGAUUUAUUCUUUACUGGUGAUUUCAUGCCGGUAUUAGACAUUGAUCAAGAUAUUGGUCAACAAGGAGAGACGUUUGAUUCUGAUAUGAUGCUACUGAGACAGUUGCAGGAAGAGGAAGAUGAAGCUUUGGCUCGCAAAAUGCAAGAAAAGUACGAGAAGCGCAAGACGCGACAAUCGCCCAAAGAAACAGUUGUCAAGAAGAAUGAGGAAACAGCUUCAAAGCCAGUGAAAGAAAAGAAAAAGAAAAAGUUUUUUGGUUUCCUUAGUCGUUAA
Messenger RNA from Lodderomyces parapsilosis, 1170 nucleotides. RefSeq lists its product as uncharacterized. Gene Ontology annotation, cellular component: cytosol; cell periphery. Bases 1 to 1170 code for a protein of 389 amino acids. The transcript has a single exon. Lineage: Eukaryota; Fungi; Ascomycota; Pichiomycetes; Serinales; Debaryomycetaceae. Gene Ontology annotation, biological process: protein K48-linked deubiquitination. The record is from RefSeq and is a predicted model, not a curated record. Gene Ontology annotation, molecular function: cysteine-type deubiquitinase activity; K48-linked deubiquitinase activity; cysteine-type carboxypeptidase activity.